AUGCCACCAAAAGCCCCUCCACCUCCACCUCCACCUAGAGGCAGUGGCAGUCGGAAUGGCUCUAAUACCAGAGCCCCGCCACCUCCUCCGCCUCCUGCAGUGCACAGAAAUGGCUCAUCAAGGCCUAUAGCCAGGCCUCCUCCACCUCCAUCUGCCAGAAUGCCACCUCCUCCAGCGGGAGAUGAGCGUCCUCGCAAAAUGCAAAAGACGUCACUGGCUGCCUCGCCAAAGGAGCAAUUAGAGACCCGGAAAAGGGACUGGCUCCAGCAUCAGAAACUCCGAUUCAGAGACACCACAUCGACCCAGAAGAAGGCAGGCAUAGUGAAACCACAGAAGGCAAGAAUGCCACCAGAGCAUCUACGAAAGAUUAUGCUAGACCACGGCGAUCUUUCAUCGAAGAAGGUUGCAUCAGACAAGAGAUCACACCUUGGUUCUCUCAAGUACAUGCCUCACGCCAUCCUCAAGCUUCUAGAAAAUAUGCCUCAGCCGUGGGAACAGGAGAAGGAGGUUUCUGUGCUCUACCAUAUUACCGGUGCCAUCACCUUUGUGGAUGAAGUUCCACGAGUUAUUGAGCCUGUUUAUACAGCCCAAUGGGCCACAGCAUGGACCAUGAUGAGGCGAGAUAAGCGAGACAGAAGACGUUUCAAAAGAAUGCGGUUCCCGCCAUUUGACGACGAUGAGCCUCCUAUAGACUGGUCGGAAAAUUUAGACGAAGUCACCCUUCCAGACCCCAUUCAGCUCGACACAGACGAAAGCCCAGAUUACGCAGCAAUUGCUGAGCUUCUCUACGACGAGAAACCUUUUGUCGAAGCCUCUGAGGGUGGCUCAAUCAAUGGCGAAUCCUACAAGCAUUGGAACCUCGAUAUUGCCACCAUGGCGAAGCUAUACCGGCUCUCGAUCCCUCUUUUACCGCAUGUCACUGAUCCCAACUAUUACUAUCUUUUCAACAAGGAAGCAUUCUUCACAGCUAAGAGCUUGAACGUUGUCGUUCCCGGAGGACCCAAGUUUGAGCCAUUGUUCAAGGACAAGAUCAACAACAAGGAGCUUGAAGAUUAUACCGAGUUCAACGCAAUCGACAGGAUCAUCUUCAGAGUACCCAUCAAGACGGAAUACAAGGUCGCUUACCCUUACCUUCACAACUCCUUCGUCAAAGAUGUGGAAGUGCCUUGGUACCACGACAAUAUCCGUACAGUCCCACAGGACGAUUAUGAUAAAGACGGACCAGCCUUUUUCUUUUCCCAAGACUACAACCCAAUCGAGCCGCAUAAAUUCUCAGUGAAGAAGGCAGAAGAAAGUUUUCUCGAUUUUGAUCUCGAUGAAAUUCAGUUGCCCGAUGGUUUUGCUCCAUACAUGACGACCACAGAGGAAGACGGCAUUGAUGUCAAUUUGCCUCUUGAGCCAGAACAUACAGCUGAUGCGCUUCAACUUUGGUGGGCUCCCUUCCCCUUCAAUCGUCGUUCGACUUCCACAGUCAGAGCCCAAGAUGUUGCUCUCGUGAAAUCGUGGUACAGGGAGAGGCCUCCUCGCGAUGUCCCAGUGAAGACACGAGUCUCGUAUCAGAAGCUCUUGAAGGGCUACGUUCACAACGAGCUCAAGAACCCUCCUGGCCUGAAAACUGGGAAGGCAAACCAAAGAAAGGUUAGUCUUCUCAAAAGCUUGAAAGAAACAAAGUACUUUCAACAAACAUCGAUUGAUUGGGUAGAAGCUGGUCUUCAACUUUGCAGGCAAGGUCACAAUAUGCUCAACUUGCUCCUUCACAAACGUGGUCUCACGUACCUUCAUCUUGAUUACAACUUCAACCUCAAACCCACGAAGACCUUGACAACGAAAGAGAGGAAGAAGUCAAGAUUUGGACAUGCAUUUCAUCUCAUCAGAGAACUUCUCAGAAUUGUCAAGAUUCUUGUGGACUCGCAUGUACAGUUCCGCUUGGGUCAAGUUGACGCUUAUCAGUUGGCUGAUGGUAUCUACUAUACCUUGAAUCAUAUUGGGCAACUUACCGGUAUCUACCGUUACAAGUACAAGAGAUGGCUUGGUAAUUUGCUCGCACGUCAAUUCGAAGGUAGACGCAGUAAUGAUGUCGUCAAGACCGUCACUAAACAAAGAAUUGACUCAUACUAUGAUUUGGAAUUAAGAGCUCAAGUCAUGCACGACAUUUUGGAUAUGAUUCCUGAGGGUUUGAAACAAAACAAGUCAGCCUUGAUUUUGCAGCAUUUGAGUGAAGCAUGGAGGUGUUGGAAAGCCAAUAUCCCUUGGAAGGUUCCAGGUUUGCCAGAGCCUAUCGAAAAGAUUAUAGAGCAUUACAUCAAGGCCAAAGCAGAUGGAUGGAUAUCGAUUGCUCACUACAACCGUGACCGUAUUACACGUGGCGCUACGGUUGAAAAAUCCAUGGUAAAAAAGAAUCUUGGACGUCUUACAAGACUUUGGAUUAAGGAUGAACAGACAAGACAGAGCGACUUUUCUAAGGAUGGUCCUUACGUCACACCGGAUCAAGCUGUGAUCAUCUUUCAAACCAUGGUUCAGUGGCUCGAGAGUAGAAAGUUCAACCCUAUCCCAUUUCCUCCUAUAUCAUACAAGCAUGAUACCAAAUUGUUGGUCCUCGCCUUGGAGAAUCUCAAAGAAAAUUUCAAUGCAAAUGCCAGGUUGAACUCAUCCCAACGUGAAGAACUCGCCCUCAUUGAACAGGCGUACGAUAAUCCCAAUGAGUGUUUGGCCAGAAUCAAAAAGUACCUUUUGACACAAAGAAUCUUUAAGGAAGUUGGUCUCGAGUUGGUGGACCAUUACGAUCAUUUGUCCCCUGUCUACACCAUCGAUCCUUUGGAAAAGAUCACUGACGCAUACCUUGAUCAAUACUUGUGGUAUGAGGCGGACAAGAGAAUGCUUUUCCCCAACUGGGUGAAGCCUUCUGACGAUGAAAUUCCCCCCUUGCUCGUUUACAAAUGGUGUCAGGGCUUGAACAACCUCGAGAAUGUUUGGGAUACUUCGCACGGUGAAAGCAAUGUGAUCUUGGAAACAACUUUGAAUAAGGUUGCCGAGAAAAUUGACUUCACUCUUCUCAACAGACUUCUUCGACUCAUUGUGGAUCCCAACAUCGCAGACUACAUUACAUCCAAGAACAAUGUUGCCUUAUCAUACAAAGAUAUGAAUCAUGUCAACCAAUAUGGUUUGAUAAGGGGUUUACACUUUUCAUCCUUCAUUUUCCAAUACUAUUGCUUGGCCAUUGAUCUUUUGAUUCUUGGAUUGGAUAGAGCGACGGAUAUUGCUGGACCUGUGCAACUGCCUAAUAGCUUCCUCAAUUUCAAAGACUCCGAGACCGAGAAAGCGAACCCUAUCAGACUUUACUGCAGAUACAUGGACAAAAUUCACAUAUUUUUCCGGUUUGAAAGAGAGGAUGCUGAUGCCUUGGUUUCGGACUUCCUCCUAGAUAACCCCGAUCCAAAUACCAGCAACCUCAUUGGCUACAAUACCCACAAAUGUUGGCCAAAAGACUCCAGGAUGCGCCUCAUGCGCCCUGAUGUCAACCUAGGAAAGGCAGUUUUCUGGGAGGUGUCGAGCAGAAUUCCAACCUCGAUUACCACAUUAGAGUGGAAGGACUCCUUUGCUUCUGUUUACUCGCCAGAGAAUCCAAACUUACUUUUCACGAUGUGUGGUUUCGAGGUGCGUAUCUUGCCAAAGAGUCGUAUGACGGAGGAUCUGUCAUCUCAAGAAGGUGUCUGGGAUCUUGUUAAUCAAACCAACAAGGAGCGUACCGCUAAGGCUUUCCUCAAAGUAUCUCAGAAAGAAGUGGAACGCUUUCAGAACAGGAUAAGACAGAUUUUGAUGUCCUCGGGCUCAGCUACUUUUACGAAGGUGGGAGCAAAAUGGAACACAGCAUUGAUUUCACUUUUUGCAUACUUUCGUGAGGCAACUGUGGCCACGGAAUCUUUACUAGACGUCCUUGUGAAAUGCGAGACCAAGAUUCAAAAUAGAGUUAAGAUGGGUUUGAACUCGAAGAUGCCGUCGAGAUUUCCCCCUGCCGUUUUCUAUACUCCUAAGGAGUUGGGUGGUCUUGGAAUGUUAAGUGCCUCGCAUAUUUUGAUUCCAGCUUCGGAUCUCAAGUGGUCAAAGCAAACAGAUACGGGUAUUACACACUUCCGUGCUGGUAUGAACCAUCAGGAGGAGAGAAUGAUACCCACAAUAUUCAGGUACAUGACAACUUGGGAGAAUGAAUUUUUGGACUCUCAGAGAGUUUGGGCAGAAUAUGCAAUCAAACGGCAAGAAGCUGUGGAACAAAACCGUCGUAUCACAUUCGAAGACAUGGAGUCAAGUUGGGACCGCGGUUUACCGAGAAUCAGUACACUUUUCCAAAAAGACCGUCAAACUCUUGCUUACGACAAGGGCCAUAGAGCAAGGAGAGAAUUUAAGUCGUUUGCUUUGAGCCGUGGCAAUCCAUUCUGGUGGACGAAUAGUCAUCAUGAUGGUAAAUUGUGGAACCUUGCAGCUUACAGAACUGAUGUGAUACAAGCUCUCGGUGGUAUUGACACCAUCCUUGAGCACACUCUUUUCAAGGGAACAGGUUUCGACUCGUGGGAGGGCUUGUUCUGGGAGAAGGCCUCUGGCUUCGAGGAUUCGUUGAAAUUCAAAAAGUUGACAAAUGCUCAGCGCUCUGGUUUAAGUCAGAUUCCUAACCGUCGUUUUACCCUUUGGUGGUCGCCUACUAUUAACAGAGCUAAUGUUUAUGUUGGUUUCUUGGUGCAACUCGACUUGACUGGUAUAUUCCUCCAUGGUAAGAUUCCAACGUUAAAAAUCUCGCUCAUUCAGAUCUUCAGAGCUCACUUGUGGCAGAAGAUUCAUGAAAGUUUGGUUCAAGACAUUUGUCAGGUCUUAGACAAGGAGCUAGAAGUAUUGCAUGUGGAUUCUGUUGAAAAGCAGGCUGUUCACCCUAGAAAGUCGUACAAGAUGAAUUCUUCAAGCGCUGAUAUCGUGUUAACCAGUACUUAUAAGUGGAAUGUCUCCAGGCCCUCACUCUUACACGACAAGGCCGACUCGUUUGAUAGUGCUACCGCCACGAAGUAUUGGGUUGAUGUUCAAUUGAGAUACGGUGACUACGAUUCGCAUGACAUUUCCAGAUAUACUAGAGCAAAGUUUUUGGACUACACAACCGACAGUACAAGCACUUACCCGUCACCAACUGGAGCCAUGGUUGGAGUGGAUCUUGCCUACAAUGUGUAUGACAUUUAUGGUAACUGGUUUAGCGGUCUCAAGCCAUUGAUGCAGAAUGCUAUGAAAGAGAUUAUGAAAGCCAACCCAGCCCUUUAUGUUCUCCGUGAGCGUGUCAGAAAGGGCCUUCAAUUGUACCAGUCUCAACCUCAGGUUGCCUUGUUAAAUUCCUCGAACUAUGCUGAGUUGUUCAACAAUGAGACACAGCUUUUCAUUGAUGACACGAAUGUUUACCGAGUUACUGUUCACAGAACAACCGAGGGGAACCUCACCACCAAGCCUGUGAAUGGUGCUGUCUUCAUUCUCAACCCAAAAACAGGACAGUUGUUCCUCAAGAUCAUUCAUGUAUCUGUGUGGGCUGGUCAAAAGCGUCUCGGACAGUUGGCAAAAUGGAAGACGGCAGAGGAGGUUGCCGCUUUGGUCAGAUCUUUGCCUCGUGAAGAGCAGCCAAAGCAGUUGAUCGCAACAAGAAAAGGAAUGCUUGAUCCUCUCGAGGUCCACAUGUUAGAUCAUCCAAACAUUAGCAUCAGGUCUUCUGAGCUCCAUCUUCCAUUCGCAGCAGCUCUUAAAAUCGACAAAUUGUCUGAUGUGGUCAUGAAGGCCACCGAACCACAGAUGGUUUUGUUCAACUUCUAUGACAACUGGCUCGAGAGUAUAUCUUCAUACACCGCUUUCUCGCGUACUAUAUUGAUAUUGCGUGCAAUGGGGAUCAGCCCAGAAAGGACAAAUAUGAUUCUCCGCCCAGAUGCUAGUGUUGUUACUCAGAGCAAUCACAUUUGGCCCACAUUGUCUGAUGAGCAGUGGAUUGACGUCGAGACACAAUUGAGAGACUUGAUCUUGAAUGACUUUGCCAAGAAGAAUAAUGUGAAUGUUCAAUCAUUGACUCAGUCGGAGGUUAGAGACUUGAUUUUGGGUCAGGAGGUCAAGGCUCCUUCAGCCAAGAGACAACAGAUUGCAGAUGUCGAGAACCCUACGAAGGAAGAUCCAGAUGCUGCAAAUGCUAAUCAGCAGCUCACAGCUUUGAAGACCAAAAGUCAAAACGUUCAUGGCGAGGAGAUCACAACAAUCACUACGACAAACUACGAGCAACUGGCAUUUAGCUCCAAGAAUGAAUGGCAGAAUAGAGCAAUUGCUGCUUCUAAUUUACAUCUGAGAACCAAGAACAUCUAUGUCACCUCGGAAGACUUUGAGGACGAUGAUAGUUUCACCUAUAUCAUGCCAAAGAAUCUUCUCAAGAAGUUUGUUCAAAUAUCGGACACAAGAACUCAGAUUGGUGGUUUUGUCUACGGAACCUCGCCAGCUGAUAAUGAGGAGAUCAAGGAGGUCAAAGCAAUCGUAAUGGUUCCUCAACUUGGCAAUUCUCAUUCCAUUCAAUUUCCUAAUAAGCUUAUCGAGAAUAAUCAGCAUGAAUACCUCAAAGAUCUCGAACUACUUGGCUGGAUUCAUACGCAAAACCACGAUCUUGGCAUGUUGAGCCCCGUUGAUGUGACAACCAUUGCAGGAUUUAAUAAUAAGAAUGAGACAGUGUGGAAUAGGAACAUGGUUACCUUGACCGUUGCACUUACUCCUGGCUCUGUCACGCUAACCGCCUUUGGACUCAACAAGAGUGGUUAUGACUGGGGAAGUUCGAAUAAGGACAUGAUUUCCAAUGCACCCGCUGGUUUCAGUCCAUCAUUCAGCGAAAAGAAGCAGCUCAUUAUGUCUGAUAGAAUUGUGGGCACGUUUUUGGUUCCCGAUGACAAAAUUUGGAACUACGCAUUUAUCGGCCCCGUUUGGGAUCCAAACGGCCUCUUUGAUUUGGUUGUGGAUUUGCCCUUGCCAUUCUAUCACGAAUCACAUCGCCCUCUUCAUUUCAGUCUCUUCAAUGAGAUUGAAGGAAAUGAACUUGAGGCUACUCAGGAAGACAACUUUUCUUGA
Molecule: messenger RNA, 7113 nt
Organism: Candidozyma duobushaemuli
Lineage: Eukaryota; Fungi; Ascomycota; Pichiomycetes; Serinales; Metschnikowiaceae
Gene: PRP8
Product: U4/U6-U5 snRNP complex subunit
Exons: 2
Coding region: 1-7113 (2370 amino acids)
Biological process (GO): mRNA splicing, via spliceosome; spliceosomal tri-snRNP complex assembly
Cellular component (GO): U5 snRNP; catalytic step 2 spliceosome
Molecular function (GO): protein binding; metallopeptidase activity; U5 snRNA binding
Source: RefSeq, a predicted model, not a curated record